Molecule: messenger RNA, 2423 nt
Organism: Xyrauchen texanus (razorback sucker)
Lineage: Eukaryota; Metazoa; Chordata; Actinopteri; Cypriniformes; Catostomidae
Product: mucin-3B-like
Exons: 1
Coding region: 798-2423 (541 amino acids)
Source: RefSeq, a predicted model, not a curated record
UGUGCUUGCGGUUCGGACAUGUCAGUUGGUCAUUUCUCUGGGCAUCGGGUAAAACAGUGACUUGUCCAGAGAGGAAAAGAGGAGUUUUUUCAGCUGUGGUGUAAAUGAAGCAUUAUUCUCAUCAAUAGUUUUCCAGCAAGACCAGAGCUGGACUGUAAACUGACACACCGGGCAUUUUCCUGGUGGGCCGACACACUUUGGGGCCGUUCAGGGGUGGACUGGCCAUCGAGCGGGACGGUGGGUCGGCCGCUAAACUGGCAAAAUGGGCCACGAUAAGUAUAACUUCAUAUACAGAACCACAAAACGAUGGCGCGAUAUGCAGAAAAGGACAACGAAAGGUGCUGUAAUAUGAGCCGCAUGAUGUGAUGUGGACUGCUGUAGCACUAUUGUCUGCUUCACUGCUCAUAAACACCAGCGCAAGUGCAACUGUGCCGCUCUUGAAGCGCUGAUCAAUCACGCAGAUUAUUAUAUGACCAGAGAAACAAGAAAAUGUACAAUCCACCCAGUUUGUAAUACAUGAAACAAACGUUACAUCACAAAUAUAACUAAUGUUUCAUUACUGACGAGUUCAUCAGUCUGCUGUAAAAGUCUCUUUCACUUCCUCCUCGUUAAAGUUCAAUGCUGGACAUCUUUGUUUACAUCAAGAAUCAACAUUUGUACAAGUGCAAACCUAAUUACUGAUAUCAAAGAGUUAAAAAUGUAAAUUUGCAUUAGUAGUAAUUACACUGCUGAUAACAACAAUUACCAUUUCAACUAGAGAAAAUGUACUUAUGGAUAUCUAUAAUUCAUUAUAUUAAAUGUCAAUAUGGCUUGCCAUACAGUACCCGUCGUCUGUAAUACAGUACCCGUCGUCUGUAAUACAGAACCCGUCGUCUGUAACACAGUACCCGUCGUCUGUAAUACAGUACCCGUCGUGUGUAAUACAGAACCCGUCGUCGUCUGUAAUACAGAACCCGUCGUGUGUAAUACAGUACCCGUCGUCUGUAAUACAGUACCCGUCGUCUGUAAUACAGUACCCGUCGUCUGUAAUACAGAACCUGUCGUCUGUAACACAGUACCCGUCGUCUGUAAUACAGAACCCGUCGUCUGUAACACAGUACCCGUCGUCUGUAAUACAGUACCCGUCGUGUGUAAUACAGAACCCGUCGUCGUCUGUAAUACAGAACCCGUCGUGUGUAAUGCAGAACCCGUCGUCGUCUGUAAUACAGAACCCGUCGUCUGUAACACAGUACCUGUCGUCUGUAAUACAGUACCCGUCGUGUGUAAUACAGAACCCGUCGUCGUCUGUAAUACAGAACCCGUCGUCUGUAACACAGUACCUGUCGUCUGUAAUACAGUACCCGUCGUCUGUAAUACAGUACCCGUCGUCUGUAAUACAGAACCUGUCGUCUGUAACACAGUACCCGUCGUCUGUAAUACAGAACCCGUCGUCUGUAACACAGUACCCGUCGUCUGUAAUACAGUACCUGUCGUCUGUAACACAGAACCUGUCGUCUGUAACACAGUACCAGUCGUCUGUAACACAGUACCUGUCGUCUGUAAUACAGUAUCUGUCGUCUGUAAUACAGUACCUGUCGUCUGUAACACAGUACCUGUCGUCUGUAAUACAGAACCCGUCGUCUGUAACACAGUACCCGUCGUCUGUAAUACAGUACCCGUCGUGUGUAAUACAGAACCCGUCGUCGUCUGUAAUACAGAACCCUUCGUGUGUAAUACAGUACCCGUCGUCUGUAACACAGUACCCGUCGUCUGUAACACAGUACCCGUCGUCUGUAAUACAGUACCGGUCGUCUGUAAGACAGUACCUGUCGUCUGUAACACAGUACCCGUCGUCUGUAAUACAGUACCCGUCGUCUGUAACACAGUACCUGUCGUCUGUAAGACAGUACCUGUCGUCUGUAAUACAGUACCCGUCGUCUGUAACACAGUACCCGUCGUCUGUAAUACAGUACCUGUCGUCUGUAAUACAGUACCCGUCGUCUGUAACACAGUACCCGUCGUCUGUAAUACAGUACCCGUCGUCUGUAACACAGUACCUGUCGUCUGUAAGACAGUACCUGUCGUCUGUAACACAGUACCUGUCGUCUGUAAUACAGUACCCGUCGUCUGUAAUACAGAACCCGUCGUGUGUAAUACAGUACCUGUCGUCUGUAAUACAGAACCCGUCGUCUGUAAUACAGUACCCGUCGUCUGUAAUACAGAAACCGUCGUCUGUAACACAGUACCUGUCGUCUGUAAUACAGUACCCGUCGUCUGUAAUACAGUACCUGUCGUCUGUAAUACAGAACCCGUCGUGUGUAAUACAGUACCUGUCGUCUGUAAUACAGAACCUGUCGUCUGUAAUACAGUACCCGUCGUCUGUAAUACAGUACCCGUCGUCUGUAAUACAGAACCCGUCGUGUGUAAUACAGUACCCAUCGUAG